GGUCAGGCAUAGGAUCAAGGCUGUAUUUAUAUAAAGACAGAGGGAUAUGCACUGGGAAUACUUGCUUGGAAAGGGAAGAGACUGAAGGAUUUUGAAAGACACACUAUGAAGAUCUUGAUUUUUGUCCUCACACUGACCGUUUUCUCAUGUUCAGGGUUUCCAGCAUAUGACUAUGCCCUCCCUGUCGCAGAAGAGGCUCUCAAUGCUUCCAUUGCACGGAUCAAUUCCCAGUCAUGGAGCAGAAACCUGUAUGGUGUUGUCAGGAGCCGAGUCAUGGGAGUGGACAUGUGGGACAGCGAUACUUACGGGUUAGAUCUGCAGUUCAGCAUCCGUGAGACCGUGUGCCCCAAAGCUUCGGGGAGAGACCCCUUCACCUGUGACUUCAGAGCUGGGCCUUUCGUGCCCACUGCUUCCUGCAGGAGUGUUGUGGAAGUCUCCGGGGAGCUGAUUGCCAACAUCACCGUGCGGUGCCAUCGCAGCACAUUCAGCUCUGAAUCCAUGAGCAGCGAGGAGAUGAUGCAUGUGCCAAUAAUGACCCCUGACAGGCAAGGCAGCGCUCGCAGGGAAGAUGAUGUCUUUGCUCCUGAAGCCUUCCCUUCAAGGGGAAGAGGCAGCAGCCAUGGAGACUGGAACAAACCCAGCUACCUCAGCCCUAACAAGAUGGAAUAACCUGGCUUGGUAGAUUGGAGAAUGAGAAGAGUCAAGAUUUAAAGAUCCAGCAUGGGAAGAAAGAACCUGACGCCUUGGCCUUUCCUUUUUGGUGAAAAAAGUGUUGGACUGAGAGUUCUUCUCCAAACUCGCCUUCUACUCUGAUGGCAAUUGAAGGAGCUCAUGAAAUGCUAAAUACACCCUCAUCCAUCGAUAGCCCUUCUGAUGUGUUAGUUCUCCAGGGAGAACUCGAAUUUAACUGUAUCCAGGACAUUUCCACCAUUCCGUAAUGAUGCUAUUAAAAGCCCGUUAUUCCA
Messenger RNA from Sturnus vulgaris (Common starling), 965 nucleotides. It is a transcript of the gene SPP2, whose product is annotated as secreted phosphoprotein 2. NCBI's taxonomy places the organism in Eukaryota, Metazoa, Chordata, Aves, Passeriformes, Sturnidae. The record is from RefSeq and is a predicted model, not a curated record. Gene Ontology annotation, cellular component: extracellular region. Gene Ontology annotation, biological process: bone remodeling.